Girardinichthys multiradiatus is the source of this 3671-nucleotide messenger RNA. RefSeq names its product paired box 2a (gene pax2a). The record is from RefSeq and is a predicted model, not a curated record. Gene Ontology annotation, molecular function: DNA-binding transcription factor activity, RNA polymerase II-specific; RNA polymerase II cis-regulatory region sequence-specific DNA binding. Gene Ontology annotation, biological process: anatomical structure development; regulation of transcription by RNA polymerase II. The coding region runs from base 537 to 1790 and encodes 417 amino acids. The transcript is spliced from 12 exons. NCBI's taxonomy places the organism in Eukaryota, Metazoa, Chordata, Actinopteri, Cyprinodontiformes, Goodeidae.
UCUAAGCCCAAAGCUUCGCUCAGGCACAGCCCCGUUCCGGAGGUUGAGGGUGGACGCACUGCUCUGUCUCUGCCGUGUCCAUGCUGUUAUUGUCAUCUCCUCCCCUUAUCUGACUGAAGCGCAGAGCCCCGCCGGUCCAGUACGCUGUCAGAGGAGAGGGGGAUUUUCUCUUUUUUUUUUUUUUUCCUUUCUUCAUUCUUCUGAGUGGAGCCUGAGAGCUUUAUAUCGGCUUGUUUUGUUUACCUCACGAUGUCCUCCAAACACGCACAGUGACACGACUUUAACACCAAAUGUUGCUGCAGCCGGUGCGCUCUGCACACGCGUGGGUCAUGCGCUGCACCUGACAGGCUCUCUUCCAGACUUUUUUAAAGGAAAACUUAACAAGAAGAAGUUGAAACACCCGCGGACCCCUUCCAACGCGGACUGUUUUUACACCAAAACAAAUCUCUAUUUCUUUUUUUUUUAUCCGUUUAAAGCUGCACCACAAAGGCGAAACGGCGACCUCAGUAGAUUACCUUUCUUUCCUUUGCUAUCCCAUGGAUAUUCACUGCAAAGCAGACCCCUUCUCGGCGAUGCACCUAUCCCACGCAGGGCACGGCGGUGUGAACCAGCUCGGCGGGGUGUUUGUGAACGGCAGACCCCUCCCGGACGUGGUGCGGCAGCGGAUCGUGGAGUUGGCCCAUCAGGGCGUCCGGCCCUGCGACAUCUCCCGACAGCUACGGGUCAGUCACGGCUGUGUCAGCAAAAUCCUCGGCAGCUAUCAGAAGGCAUUUCAGAGGUACUACGAGACUGGCAGUAUUAAACCCGGAGUCAUCGGGGGCUCCAAACCAAAGGUCGCAACUCCAAAAGUGGUGGAUAAAAUCGCAGAGUACAAGCGCCAGAAUCCCACCAUGUUUGCGUGGGAGAUAAGGGACCGACUACUGGCUGAGGGGGUCUGCGACAACGACACAGUUCCCAGUGUUUCAUCCAUCAACAGGAUUAUCCGCACCAAAGUCCAGCAGCAAUUCCACCCAUCCCCUGAUGGAUCUGUCACGCCACUCUCCACACCCGGCCACACCAUAGUGCCCAGCACAGCCUCGCCUCCUGUGACCAGUGCCUCGAACAAUCCAGUAGGAUCCUACUCCAUCAACGGCAUUCUUGGUAUCCCUCGCUCCAACGGCGAGAAGAGGAAACGGGAUGAUGUUCUCUGGAGUGGCAACCACUUGGAUGGAAGGAAAAUAGGACAUUAUGGCUCAGAUGGCUCAGGCCCAGGCAGUGACUCACAGGGCAGUGUGGAAAGUUUAAGGAAGCACCUGCGAGCAGAUGCCUUCACCCAGCAACAGCUGGAGGCCCUGGAUCGUGUGUUUGAACGACCUUCUUACCCCGAUGUCUUCCCUACUUCAGAACACAUCAAACCAGAGCAGGCGAAUGAGUACUCCCUCCCGUCCCUGACUGCCAGCCUGGAAGAUGUGAAGCCCAGCCUCUCCACCAGUGCCAGCUCCGACCUCGCUUCCAGUGUCUCGCAGAGCUACUCUGUUGUGACAGGUCGAGACAUGGCGAGCACCACUUUACCUGGCUACCCACCACACGUACCCCCCACAGGACAAGGCAGCUACCCCACCUCCACACUUGCUGGCAUGGUUCCUGGAGGGGACUUUUCUGGAAACCCUUACUCUCAUCCCCAAUACACAACCUACAAUGAAGCUUGGAGGUUCAGUAAUCCAGCGUUACUGAGUUCCCCUUAUUAUUAUAGUGCCGCAUCCCGUGGCUCCGCACCGCCCACUGCUGCCACUGCCUACGACCGCCACUAGUCACGCCGGAGAGCAGCUCAAACUGCAGGGCCAGAGCUUCGGCCUCCACAUUGUCCCCGUCUGAGAAACACUGACACCCCUUCAUCUAAUCCGAUGUCGAGGAAGGAUACACGAGGCUGGAGCUGGCGCACCCAGCUCUAGCUUUACACAUUUUGGGACAGAGAUGGGAGAGGGAGGUGAGGGGCCUGAGGGAGUUUGAAGCCUGUAAAUCUCUCACAGGCCUGAACAUUUUCCGAAUGACUUCAACAGAUUCUAUAAAUAUAUAUAUUAUAAAAUAUAAAUUGAUGAAAAAACUGUGUAAAGAAUACCAUAUGGAAAAAUGUUUGUGGGAUUUAUAAUUUUGUUUUUUUGUUGCUGUUGUCGUUAUUUUAUUCAUGGAUCAUGACAUUCCUUUAUGUAAUAAACUGCAGUAUUUUUUUUUGUCUGCUCUGAAGAGACAAGUCCAGGAGAGAUUGAUGGUGGUCCCACAGUUUGAUAAUGUAGCAACUUACACCAGUGCUGCUUUUUACACCUAAAAAGAUGGUUGCUCCAUAUUUACUGUAAAAAAAAAAAUAAUUUUUUCUGGUGCUUUGACAAAAUUCAGCAUUCCCCCUUCUUCUCCCGUCCAUCCUGAGCAAUGAGCACGUCCUUCGAUGUUUACUGGUCCUGCGUACCGAGAGCAACAUCGCACCUGUGGCAAACAAUCAAAUGUAAAAAUGUAAAUCGUUUUGCAAAGUUCAAAAAGUGUGGUGACCAUGAAUUUAUAAGGGUCAUGUCAGGAUUUUAAAUACUUCAAAAAUGUGUUGUUUUUUUUUUGUCAAAGUUUUUAUGUAAAGAAACUCAUCAAAGAUUUUUUUGGAUUUUUUCCUAUCAUGUUCCUUUGCUCUUUUUUGCACUAACACCUCAGCUUUUUGACUCUUUUAGUCAUCUUUUUGUGGAACAUUUACUUACAAAUUUCAGUUUAAAAGCACAUGACUAAGUUAAACAGACACAUUUCAGGCCAGAGCUCCUUGGCUGAAUAAGGCCUCCCGAUUCAAUUACACAGGUAAAACUACACAAUGCCCACACAGCUUAGAAAUAUGAUGCAGUUGUGACAAAAAUUACCAGAAAUUAGCUUCAAUAAUUGCCUUACAAGCUUGUUUUGUCAACCUGAAAUCACAUCUGUUUAGUAGAAAUCACACAUAUUCACCUCUCCGGAGGGACUAAAAGGGUUCUGCAUCCGAUUGAGCAUUUGUUUUUUGUUUGACUGUUUGUUUUGGGGGAAAUAUUCUGUGAAUGUACUCCUCCUACCACAUUUGCCAAAGACUUAGUUUGAUAUUUAAUAUUUUAUUUACAGUAAGUUUAAUAUUUCAGUAUUAUCUUUUAAAUGAGUCAAGACUCAACGUGUACGCCGAGACAGCUGGACAUGAUGCAUACAAGGAAGGUGAAAUUCAGUGGCUUAAUAUUCCAACAGCUGCAAACUAAGUGCUGCUUUAUAGAAAGAUUUGUGAAUAAUGUGAAGACAAUUCGUCUCUGUAAAUAUAUAACGUCACAUACAAACACCACUGCAGUAUCGUACUAAUAUACCGUCUCCCUUUGUAGAUAAACAGACUAAAGCUGAUAUCAAAAAAAAGAAAAACAUGCAUUACAUUUGUGUCUCAGUGCAAUGUUUUGCUCUGAGGAAAGUAUAACCUAUGGCUAUAGCAGUGGCAGGUUUCAGAUUCUAACACCCACAUAGGUUGUCUUUGUUGUUUUUAUUUUUGUUUUUCUUUUGUUGUCAUGAUGGUGUUUUAUGUCACUAUGCAAUAAGUUGAAUGGCUUUCUGUUGCUGUUUUGUUGUCGGGCUCAGAAUAAUCGGUCCCCAUGGAGAACAGUAUAAGGGUUAACUAAAGGAUUCAAUAGACUUGUGGUGAGAAAUGAUUU